CUCAGUUCCGGUGACAUCACGGAUGACACGUGGAUUCCAAGAUGGCGCAGACGAGGGCAAUAUUAAUCUGGCUAUUGGUGUUUCUCUUAGUCUUGUGUACUUCAUAUUCGUUUUACGUACCAGGUGUGGCACCAAUUGACUUUCAUCAAAAUCAUCCUGUAGAAAUUAAGGCUGUGAAAUUGACUAGCUCACGGACACAGCUUCCAUAUGAAUAUUAUUCCCUUCCUUUUUGUCGCCCAGAAAAAAUUGAAUAUAAGGCAGAAAACCUUGGUGAGGUCUUGAGAGGUGAUCGGAUUGUGAAUACGCCAUAUAACUUGCACAUGAACAGUGAAAAGAAAUGUGAAGUGCUCUGUGACAAGCCAAACAAACCUGUCAGGUUUAAAGUAGCAGAAAGUAAACUGAUUGUAGAAAGGAUUCGAGAAGAAUAUUAUGUUCAUUUAAUUGCAGAUAACCUGCCUGUUGCAACACGCUUAGAAUUUUACCCAAACCAUGAAGACAAUGACAAAAAGAAAGAAAAGGAAGUACAGUUUGAGCAUGGUUACAGACUUGGAUUUAUCGACAACAACAAGUUCUACCUCCACAACCAUCUCUCCUUCAUUGUCUAUUAUCACAAGGAAGAAAUAGAGAAAGACCAGGAACCUACAUACAGAGUUGUGCGCUUUGAAGUUGUACCACAAAGUGUUAAGUAUGAAGAUCUAAAAGCUGAUGAGCAAGGAAAUUGCAUUCUGCCUGAGGCUGCAGGCUCCCUUCCCCAGGAGAUUGAUCCCAACAAAGAAAAUGAUGUGCUUUUUACUUACUCUGUCCGUUGGGAGGGAAGUGUUAUUAAAUGGGCAUCACGGUGGGACACCUACUUAACCAUGAGUGAUGUACAGAUUCAUUGGUUCUCAAUUGUGAAUUCGGUGGUUGUAGUUUUCUUUCUCUCUGGAAUUCUCAGCAUGAUAAUCAUUCGAACUCUCAGGAAGGACAUUGCGAACUAUAACAGAGAAGAUGACAUUGAGGACACAAUGGAAGAAUCUGGCUGGAAACUGGUCCAUGGUGAUGUGUUCAGGCCACCUCAGUAUCCUAUGAUUCUCAGCUCUCUCUUAGGUUCUGGGAUCCAAUUGUUCUGCAUGAUCCUAAUUGUAAUCAUCGUUGCCAUGUUAGGAAUGCUGUCACCAUCCAGCAGAGGAGCACUGAUGACAACCGCUUGUUUUCUCUUCAUGUUCAUGGGGCUGUUUGGUGGUUAUUUUGCAGGCCGUUUGUACCGUACUCUCAAAGGUCACCGAUGGAGGAAAGGUGCUUUUUGUACUGCCACUCUCUAUCCUAGCAUUGUAUUUGGAUUGUGUUUUGUCCUAAAUUGUUUCAUUUGGGGAAAACAUUCAUCAGGAGCUGUUCCUUUUCCUACAAUGUUGGCUCUUCUCUGCAUGUGGUUUGGUAUCUCCCUCCCUUUAGUAUACCUUGGCUAUUAUUUUGGUUUUCGAAAGCAACCAUAUGACAACCCUGUGCGCACCAAUCAAAUACCACGUCAGGUCCCUGAACAGAGAUGGUACAUGAACAAAUUUGUUGGAAUUCUUAUGGCUGGUAUCCUGCCAUUUGGUGCCAUGUUUAUUGAGUUGUUCUUUAUUUUCAGUGCAAUUUGGGAAAACCAGUUCUACUAUCUCUUUGGAUUCUUAUUUUUGGUAUUUAUUAUCCUGGUUGUGUCAUGUUCUCAAAUCAGCAUUGUCAUGGUUUACUUUCAACUUUGUGCAGAGGAUUAUAGAUGGUGGUGGAGAACGUUCUUGGUGUCUGGCGGAUCAGCGUUUUAUGUGCUUGUUUAUGCCAUAUUUUAUUUUGUUAAUAAGUUGGAUAUUGUGGAAUUCAUCCCAUCAUUGUUGUAUUUUGGCUACACAACUCUGAUGGUGCUUUCUUUCUGGCUGCUAACUGGAACUAUUGGAUUCUAUGCUGCAUACAUGUUCAUACGAAAAAUCUACGCUGCUGUAAAAAUAGACUGAAAAGACCAGCAACACAUGGAGUUCAUGUAGAUGAUGGACCUUCUAACUGUAAAUGUUAAUGGACAUGUUGGCAAGCACCUCUUGAUUCCGAAGAAUAUAAUUUUGAAAAAUUCCUUCAGUUUAGGUAUGAUUGCACAGUGUUCACUUUUGGAGCGAUGAGGCAACAAUAUUGGGUUUCUUAAAAGGAAAUUUUUAUAUGCCAAUUUUGUUUCAAAAACAAAUGCCCUUUUUGGAGAAUAAAAUAUUUAGGCUGCUACAUAGGCAUUAAUUAAAGAAAGCAUUCCUACCUUUGUUCCAGUAUGUCAUUGUGAGUAUUUUACAUCAAGAAUUAAAUGAGCUUUUACCUACUUUAUUACAUUGAGUGUUAUUGUGCCAGACACUUAAAAAAAAAUCUAUUACUGAAAAUAUUUGUUGCCUCUUCAGCAGUUGUAUCUUAAAAGUUCAACCAUUUGCAGUUAAGCUGGAUAUGGAAAUUUUGAUGUACAAAUGCAACUAACAGAUUUAAAGCUAGAGCCAAUUCGCAAAGAGGGGUCCAUAGAAUGUCUAUUGAGUGCCAUUGAUCAGAGAAAUUAAUUAGUUGUACUUUCUACGCAGCUCCAUUAAGCAGGAAAAGAUGAUCUUUUUAAAAAGAGGUGUAGAAUAAUGGUAGCUGAAGAAGCAGCAGAGUGACUUACUUAAGUAUAUUUGUAAACAGGCAAUGCCCAUUCUAUUUGAAUACUUUGAAGGAAGCUGACUCGCUCACAGAAAGUAAUGUUAUGGGAAUAUGAUGCCUAGAAUUUGGUUGAGUUUUGAUCGAUGGAUUUCCCACUCCUAACAUUUACACAGUAAGUUGAAGAGUACCUUGUCUGAACACAUUUGUUAUUAUAAUUACAGUUGGGCCAAACAACUGAAGUGGACUAUACACCAAAAAGCUGAUUACACUUAUUUGUUCAGAUGUAAAUAAAGCAAGGUUUUUUUUUUUGUUUUUUAAAUGUUUCUUUUUGAAGUAAUUAAAUAAAAACCAUGUAAACAGGAACCUUCUAGUGGAAGCUUUUAAAUCACUAUAGGUGCAGAAUCAAAAUUGCUGCAGAUUUGUGGGUUCUAAAAUGCAGAAGUGUGGUUUAGUAAGAGUUUGAAAUCGCCUGUACUGUACUGACUAAUGUUAUGGAUUGGACCUCAAUUUACUGAGGCUGUUGUGCAUUUUUAGAUAUGAAUAUAUAUAGGCAUAGCUGCAAAAAUCCAGUAGAAAUAUUAAAGUGUUACCAAAGCCUGACCGACUUUGUUGUUUUCUAUCACUUCCUUUAUGGUUUAUGUGAAUGGCUCAUAAUUAAAGCACUGAAGAACUGCAUUCAGAACAAACAUGUUGCACUUUGUUGUCUGUAUGCAGUGCAUGUGCAAUACAGAUAGAGCAGUUUGUUCUUUAUUUUAAAUACUUCAUAGCUCUAUGAUCUAAACUGGCUUUUUGCAUUGUGUACUUAUUUUUUUCUUGAGCCCUUUUUAAAUUAAGACCAAAUUUGCAUUUUGUUUGGCCUCAAAAUUUGGAAAUGCAGGAAGAAUAGACAUCGUAAAAGUCUCUUAUUUGUAUCUGGACCUGUGAUGAAGAUGGAUGAGAAAAUGAAAACAAUAAGAAAAGAAAUGGAACAAUUACCUAAGUGGCUGCCACCAUGAUUCUAUUUACUAGUCUACUGAUGAAACAUUACAAAAUACAACAUUGACUUCAAUCAGCACAGACACAUCCGAGUCUUUGGCUGUUCAAUAUAUAAUAAACCUGUUGAUUUGCUUUUCUGUACAUUUUUCUCUAACAAUAGUGGUAAUAUAGUCCUUGAAGGGGGGGAGGGGGAAGGGGUGAUAUGAAGUUUACUGUGAUUUAAAUUUUAAGUUUUGUACAUUUCUAAAUAUUUAAAUACUCCUUUUUUGAAAUUCUGCAUUAAAUUCUUUUUUUUCCUCCGUGGUUUCAUGGGAUCCAAUUAAUUUGUGUGUGACUUUCAUGCAAUGGUGUAAAUAAAAGCAGUUUUGUACUUUUGCUUUUUGGUCAUAGGCACUGUAUGGACUGAUUAUGUAAUUGUUUCAAAAGGCAUGUUACUCUUUAUAUAAUGUCCAGUAUAAAAUAAAGUAUGUAAAACUUUCCUUUA
Molecule: messenger RNA, 4081 nt
Organism: Carcharodon carcharias (great white shark)
Lineage: Eukaryota; Metazoa; Chordata; Chondrichthyes; Lamniformes; Lamnidae
Gene: tm9sf4
Product: transmembrane 9 superfamily protein member 4
Exons: 18
Coding region: 42-1970 (642 amino acids)
Biological process (GO): protein localization to membrane
Cellular component (GO): membrane
Source: RefSeq, a predicted model, not a curated record